Molecule: messenger RNA, 2247 nt
Organism: Schistocerca gregaria
Lineage: Eukaryota; Metazoa; Arthropoda; Insecta; Orthoptera; Acrididae
Product: Down syndrome cell adhesion molecule-like protein 1 homolog
Exons: 12
Coding region: 1-2247 (748 amino acids)
Biological process (GO): cell-cell adhesion
Molecular function (GO): protein binding
Source: RefSeq, a predicted model, not a curated record
AUGGCAGCAAAACUUGAAUUCGAACGCUUACAGAGAACAGAUACAGCACGUUUUGUUUGCAUUGCUGCUAACGAAUAUGGUUCAGACAGAUCGGAAAUCCUGCUGGUAGUUCAAGAGCCACCGGAAACUCCAGUCAAUUUCCACGUUUCAAACUACAGCAGCCGCAGUGUUAGCUUGGCCUGGGAACCACCGUACGACGGAAACAGUCGAAUCACGCACUACGUCGUGCAAUACAAAAAUACUUCAGUUACAUGGCAUUGGAAUGUUGCCCAGGUGCUGGUGCAAGGAGACCAGCAAAACGUCGCCGUGGCGGGUCUUCUGCCCGCCCACGCUUACCACUUCAGAGCUCUCGCUAGCAACUCCAUUGGAACGUCCAACGCGACCAAGGUCCUCUCAGUAACCACAUACGAAGAGCCCCCUGAAUCUCCACCAAGAGAUGUGAAAGUUAGGACGAAAAGUUCAGAGAGUCUUCUCGUUACGUGGAAGCCACCGGAGCAAAAAUUUCAGAAUGGAGAAAUCCUAGGGUACCAUGUUGGUUACAGAGAGAGUAACUCAUCUGACGAAUUCCAUUACAAAACGUUCGAAGUAAUCCCUGGAACGCAGCUGCAAGGACUGCUCGACAGCCUGCGGAAGUUCACUGAAUACUCGGUGCACGUGCAGGCGUACAACGGAGCGGGCGCAGGCCCCAGGAGCCCAGCAGUCGCCGCCAAGACAGGCGAGGACGUUCCCGGUUCGCCUCCAGAGGACGUCAGAUGUGAGCCGUCGUCCUCCAGCAGUUUGUCUGUGUGGUGGUCUGCUCCCACUACACAAAUCAACGGAGUUCUGCAGGGGUACAGGGUUCUGUACCGAGCCUUAUCUGACUGGGAUGAGCCUCCGGCACCCUCAGAAAGAGUAACAGAAGAGGAGAACGUCGAGCUGGCUGACCUUCAGAGCUUCUGCAACUACAGCGUGGAGGUGAGGGCGUUCACCAGGAAGGGCGACGGCACCGGCAGCCGCCCCGUCUUUUGCAGAACUUUGGAGGACGUUCCAGAUGAGCCAGCCGACAUCAAGGCACUUGUGGUGGAUUCAGAGACAAUUCUGCUUUCGUGGAGACCACCAAAACAUCCCAAUGGAAUACUUACGAAGUACAAAGUCUACAUUAAAUCGUUGGACGGAUUUGGUUUGACGCGCGACGACUUCGACGUUCCGGCGGGUCAGACGGUGUUCCGCGUGUCGCACCUGUCCGCGCAACACCGCUACCUGCUGUGGGUGUCGGCCGCCACGGCUGCAGGGGAGGGCGCCGCCUCGCGACGCGUCAGCCAGGCGCCGAGCGGCCGCGCGCCCGCCAGGGUCGCCGCCUUCAGCCGCCAGCUGGCAGCGCCGCCGCACGCCACGCUCUCGCUGCCCUGCCUCGCCGUGGGGCAGCCGCCGCCGCUGCGCCGCUGGACCAAAGAUGGCAGUGCUGUGGAGAGCAGCAGCCGCGUGAGGAUCAACGAGGAGUGGCUGCUCACCAUCAGCCCCACCCAGAUCUCCGACACCGGCCAGUACACGUGCUGUGCCGAGAACGCCUUCGGGAGCGACCAGGUGGUCUACUCCGUAACCAUAAGAGAGGUGAGGAACACCGGAGUACCGGUGGCUCCCGUCAACCUGAGCGCGUCCGCUGCAGGCCACACGAGCAUCCAGCUGCGCUGGCAGCUCCCCAGCGAGGCGCGCAAUAUUGUGCAAGGAUAUCACUUGCAUUAUAAAAAGGAGUUUGGCGAGUGGGAGCAGCUGACCCUGCCGGCAGAGAGCAGGAGCUGGAGGGUGAGCGAGCUGCAGUGCGGCUCCAGGUACCAGCUGUACCUGCAGGCGUUCAACAGGGUGGGGCGCAGCGCGGCCACGCCCACCACUGCCGCGAGGACUCUGGGAACAGCUCCUGUUGCUCCCACGGAUUCGAAACUGAUACGUGUCAAUUCGACGUGGAUAUCCCUAAACCUGAGUUCGUGGAGCGAUGGCGGAUGCCCCAUCACCUCCGUGGUGGUGGAGUACAAGGUGCGCGAUGAGCCGACGUGGACGCUGGUGUCGAACAACGCGCAGGUGGGGCCUGGAGACUUGGCAGUGCUGGACCUGGCCUCCGGGGCGAGCUACAGGCUGCGCGUCACAGCACACAACAGCGCCGGCUCCACAGUCGCCACCUACGACUUCGCCACGCUCACACACGCCGGCGGUGAGCGGGGCUCUGCAAACCACCUCUUCCCACGGACAGCCUCUGUACCUAGAGAAAGAUAA